AUGUACAGGCAAACUGUGGUUGGAGAAGCAGCCCAACCUUCUGCAAGUGUCAUAGAUAAAAGCCCAGAACAAAUAACAAUGGAAAAGAUCGCAUCCUCGGAGGCAUUUAAUCAGGCGGAUAUGUCUGAUGUACCUACCCAAAAGAUAUCGACUGUUGCUACAGUCGAAGAACCGCCACGUGAAAUACCGUCUCCGAUUAAAAUACGUCGAGUUGGAGUGAGGACUUUUACGUCGGCUGUCGAAAUGGAUUUUAAUAAUAUAUCCACCAAUAUGGAAAAUAUCAGAGACAACCGACAAGCUCGAGAUCAGAGUAUAUCGGUACUUCACCAAGAAGCGGGCUUAGCUGAUGUUCCCCAAGAGAAAAUUGACGCAAAUCGUAGCAAGAAUAGAAGUGAGACACCCCUGGGCAGUUUGGAUAGGACAAAAGUAUCGCUGGGCGAUUCUGAUGUUACUACUGAAUUGCAAAGCUUUCUCAGAGAUGAAUGGGGAAUCUUUGGAACUAUGCUUAAACUGUUCUCUUGUAUUAAAGAUGGCUUGAAGGGUAUUACUGUCAGAGUUCUUGUUUCCCGCGGCCCAACGCAAGGUCGAGAGCGUCUUGUCGCAGCAAAAUGCUUCACGUCUUUAUUAAAAUUAAGGCAACACGGUUUUAUAACCGUUGAAAAAGACCCUGUUACUCUUGAAAUUGUCCAUAUGACCUUAGGCCCAAGGUUAUUAAAGCUGCAGAAUGCAGAAAAGUAUUUGUGA
This is a messenger RNA of Leptosia nina, 744 nucleotides long. NCBI's taxonomy places the organism in Eukaryota, Metazoa, Arthropoda, Insecta, Lepidoptera, Pieridae. The record is from the annotation of a GenBank genome assembly.